UUUUAUUGUUUUGGUCCAUUAGGGUUCUGAGUUUUUAUCCUUCGACUUCUGAACCUCUUAAGCCCAUCAUCUUCUCCCCUCUCCCUCCACAAUUUCAAAAAUACUUCUCAACUUUGAUCGAUAAACCCUAAACCCUACUGCGCACUUGUUGUUCUGACUCUUCAUUACGCCAUUUGUUUUGACCUCAGUUCUUCACAAGACUUUCUAAAUGGAUACCCCUACAGAUAAUAAUGAAUUGGCGAAUUCAGAGAGACAACCUAAUAAACGCAGGAGAAAGAAAUCCAUUGUCUGGGAACACUUUACUCUUGAAGCUGUUAAUGGUGACUGUACGAGGGCCUAUUGUAACCAGUGCAGAAAAUCAUUUGCUUAUGUUACUGGCACAAAAUUAGCAGGCACUAGCCAUCUUAAACGGCACAUUGCCUUGGGUAUCUGUCCUGUGAGUCGGCUCAACCAGGAUACAAAUCAAUUAGCUCCAUACAAUCCUGCUUCCCAAACUCGGGGUACUGCUAAUGGUGCUGAUAGACCAAGAAAAUACUCCAGAGCAACUUCCACAUCAACAAGUACUCCUUUUGAUCAGAACGCCUGCAACUAUAUGAUUGCUAAAAUGGUAAUCGAGCAUGACUACCCACUUCACAUUGUAGAAGACACCGGAUUUAUUAACUUUGCACAGGCUCUUCAGCCACAAUUUAAUUCAAGUGUUGCUGCCAUUGAAGAGCUUGUUAUGAGUAUUUAUUCCAGAGGUAAACAGAGCAUUUUGAACCUCCUUAAUGGAAUUCCUGGGCGGAUUAGUCUUACAUUGGAUGUAAGAACUUCAGUUCAAAGCAUAAGCUAUGUAUUGCUAACUGGAUAUUUUAUUGACUUCCAGUGGAAAUUUCAUCGGCGUCUUCUUAAUGUUAUCAAGAUACCUUUCCCUGAUUCAGAUUUUGCUUUCAGUCAUGCUGUGGCUACCUGUCUAGUUGAUUGGUGUUUGGAGAACAAGCUAUUCACUGUGGCUCUUGAUCAGUCAUUUGCAAACGAAGCUGUUAAAGACAAUCUAAGGAGUUUAUUGUCAAUAAAAAAUCCUAUCCUCAAUGGGCAGCUUGUAAUUGGAAAUUGUUAUGCCCGAGUUUUGAGUCAGCUUGCAAAAGAUGCAUUAGAGUCCAUGACACAAAUUGUUGAGAAAGUUCGUCAAAGUGUUAAGUAUGUGAUAACAGAAGAUGCCCAUGAGAAAAAGUUUCUUGAACUGAAACAGCAGCUUCAAGUGCCGAGUGUGAAGGAACUAACAAUUGAUGACUAUACAAAAUGGGAUACUACCUAUCAGAUGCUGACAGCUGCAUCUGAGUUAAAGGAAGUAUUUUCUUGCUUAGAUACUUAUGAUCCGGAUUAUACAGUAACUCUAUCAAUGGAUGAAUGGAAACAGGUUGAAGUUCUGUGUCACUAUCUGACACUUUUCUUUAAUGCUGUCAACGUUUUAGCUGGCCCAAUGUACCCAACGGCCAAUGUGUUCUAUAAUAAAGUGUGUACAAUUCAGCAUAAACUGAAGCAUGCAGCAUCUAGCCAUGACCAUUUUGUUAGCAGUUUCACGAGACCGUUGCAGGAGACAUUUGAUGAAUAUUGGAAAGAUUGCAGCCUUGUAUUAGCUGUUGCCGCUGUUAUGGAUCCUAGGUUCAAGAUGAAGCUUGUGGAGCAUAGCUUUUCAAAGAUUUAUGACACAGAAGCGGAGACUUGGAUCAGGAUUGUUGAUGAUGGAUUGCAUGAGCUAUUUCUUGACUAUUUUGUGCAAUCACUUCCUCCGCCUAUUUUUCUGGAAGAUGGAAUUGAACCCGAUAUAAAGUCAGAGGCAUCUCAAGAAGAUAAUUUUCUUACUGGAGAUUGCUUCUCAGAUUUUGAUGUAUAUGUCAAUGAUUUUUCAAGCAACCAGCAUCAAAUGAAAUCAGAACUAGAUCAGUAUCUUGACGAAUUGCUUAUGCCUUUCCGCCAAGAUUUUGAUGUUUUAGAUUGGUGGGAAACCAAUAGGUUUAAGUACCCAAUUCUCUCGAAAAUGGCAUCUGAUAUUUUGUCUAUUCCAGUCUCUACUGUUCCUCCAGAUUCCCUCUUUGAUACUGUAAAAAGGAAUGUGGAUAGUUUCCAAAGUUCAUUGAGGCCAACAACACUGGAGGCCCUUAUAUGUGCAAAGGAUUGGAUGCAGUAUGAGACUUUGGAACCACAGCCAGUAGGAAUCCCAACAGAAAUUGUUAAAAUAGAGUAUUAGUAUUCUUUCAAUUGUAAUUUGUUUUUGACAUUUUUGAACAGAAGGUUAUAUAGGUCAAUUAUAUUCUUUUUCCCAUUA
Molecule: messenger RNA, 2308 nt
Organism: Ipomoea triloba (trilobed morning glory)
Lineage: Eukaryota; Viridiplantae; Streptophyta; Magnoliopsida; Solanales; Convolvulaceae
Product: zinc finger BED domain-containing protein DAYSLEEPER-like
Exons: 2
Coding region: 209-2230 (673 amino acids)
Molecular function (GO): DNA binding; protein dimerization activity
Source: RefSeq, a predicted model, not a curated record